UCUCCUUUUAGGGCAUAGAAACCAUUUACCAUUUCCCUUUCCUCUUUCGCACUGCACUGCUGCACUUCGCAAAAUUUGUUCUGAUAAGUUUUGUUGAAUCAAUAAUUAUUCGCUGCCAAGGCGAUAAUUUAUAGGUGUUGAGACAUCUUACGUGUUGGGGUCACACGCAAGUCAUAUAAUUCAAAUGCUAACACUUGGUUUGAAAGGCCUUCAACGAUGUCGAACUUUUUGGAGCAGUUGCCCAAGCAUCUGCAGGAGCUUGCCGAGCGGGUAAAUGUGCUCACUCCCGAGGCAAUAUUAACCACGCCUAGGAUUAAGUUCAUGGACACCCGCUCCUGUGACCUGGAAACUUGUGUGCAUAGAUGCAGUCCGGAGGAUGUGCGCAUUUUAAAGGACGCAGCUGCCAAGUGGCUUGCAGAAACCCCUGUAUCAGCGGAUUCUUUAUUUAAAAUACCCGCUCGCUUGAAGUGGUCACGUGUGACCUUUGGCUGUGCCUCGCUAGAUCAGUGCACUGGCGGCGGUGUUUCGAUACGUGGCAUAACUGAAAUCUGUGGAGCCUCAGGCGUGGGAAAAUCUCAGGUGCUCCUGCAGCUGUCGCUCAGUGUGCAGCUGCCACCGAGACUAGGCGGCUUGGGCAAAGGCGUGGCCUUCAUCUGCACUGAAGAUGCUUUUCCAUCCCGGCGUUUGCUGCAGAUUAGCAAAGCAUUUGAGGCACGCUAUCCGGAGGAGCAGCUUAACUUUUUGGGUAACAUCUAUAUUGAGCAUCAAUACGAAAGCCAACCACUGCUUGACUGCAUCAGCAAUCGCCUGCCGCAACUGCUGCAGGAGCAAAGCAUUGGCUUGAUCAUCAUUGAUUCGGUGGCCGCUAUCUUUCGCCUAUACACCGACUUCGAGCAGCGUGCGCGCGAUAUGCGCCGCAUGGUGCAUGCGCUACUCAGCUAUGCGGAUAAGUACGACUGUGCAGUGCUGUGUUCCAAUCAAAUGACUUCUAGUGAGAAGGCGGAUCAGAAGACUUUGGAGGAUGUGCCUUGCUUGGGCUUGCAGUGGGCAAAUCUAGGUCGAACACGCAUGCGCAUAUCCAAGGUGCCCAAACAGUUCAAGCAGGGAGAUCAGCUGCUUACAGUGCGCAAGCUAGAAGUCCUGUACUCUCCCGAGACUCCAAAUGCAUUUACCGAGUUUUUGAUUACCGCAGAUGGCGUGGUAAAUGUGCCAAAGCCAUGCCGACCACUCGCCCAUAUUAAAAGAAAACAUGAUUUAAUUUGCUGAAUUGUUUAUUUUAAUUUAUGAAGUGAAAAUAUUUAACGGCUACUGAUCUGCGCGUUAUAGUUUUCUUUUUAUUUUUUUUUGUACACUCACAUUAAAUAUGUAUAUUUUUCUUUUAAUUUCCAUAUGUAGUAGCAAUUUACACUUAGGACUGUUUCUGCUUAAACACUUGUAGUUAAUAGUUAGUGUAGUUAAAUUAAAUUUGUAAUUAACAUGAAUUCACCAAUUGUUGUUGUCUGUUGUUUUUGCUGUUAUUGACGCGCUUCCUUUCACUCUACCCUUUCGUAUACUUUAUCACAUGAAAUUUUCGAAAGUUAAAAUUACAAUUACAAUAUUGUUUUUGUUUUUUGUUUGGAUUUAUUUUUAAAACAGCACAUUAAACAUUUAAAUGCGUUUCUAAUGGCAACAUUUACAAAGCCUAUACUUAAGAUUAGUGCUUAAGCAUACAAGUACAUACAUACAUUCAAUAAAUUACAUAAAUAUGCGUAAAUGCCUUAAACUAACAA
This is a messenger RNA of Drosophila montana, 1769 nucleotides long. It is a transcript of the gene spn-B, whose product is annotated as spindle B. Lineage: Eukaryota; Metazoa; Arthropoda; Insecta; Diptera; Drosophilidae. The record is from RefSeq and is a predicted model, not a curated record. The coding region runs from base 217 to 1266 and encodes 349 amino acids. Gene Ontology annotation, cellular component: Rad51C-XRCC3 complex; replication fork. Gene Ontology annotation, biological process: double-strand break repair via synthesis-dependent strand annealing; telomere maintenance via recombination; resolution of mitotic recombination intermediates. Gene Ontology annotation, molecular function: ATP-dependent DNA damage sensor activity; ATP binding; four-way junction DNA binding. The transcript is spliced from 4 exons.